This is a messenger RNA of Musca vetustissima, 372 nucleotides long. RefSeq lists its product as uncharacterized. The transcript has 2 exons. The record is from RefSeq and is a predicted model, not a curated record. NCBI's taxonomy places the organism in Eukaryota, Metazoa, Arthropoda, Insecta, Diptera, Muscidae. The coding region runs from base 1 to 372 and encodes 123 amino acids.
AUGUUCAAGUUGGUGGUGUUGUCUGCUCUAUUCGCCAUUACAUUGGCUCGUCCUGGUCUCUAUGAAUCCGUUGAGGUACAUUCUGCUCCCUUGGCUACGGUAACCGUUCAAGAACAUGGAUAUGCCCACACUGGUUCCCUGGUAAAGUCGGUACCCUCUUCAGUGUCACAUCAAAGUCAUUCGGUUGUCCAUAGCUCCGCUCAUGUUGUGGAGGAUGUUUUGGCACCUGCUGUGAAGACCACUUCCUAUACUACCAAGACUUUGGCUACACCUCUUGUUGAAACCUAUUCUGCUCCUGCCUUGGUUAAAACUGUGUCAUCUCCUGUCUUGCACACCUACGAAUCAGCUCCUGUUGUAGUUAAAUCUUGGUAA